UUUCCUUCUAUUCUUUUACUUUGUUUCUUUGAUCUCUGGUGCAAUAUUGACUCUAUACAACUGAGAACAUUGCUAUACCCACAAGCACCAAUACUUGUGGCCUCCAGGCACAUGCGGAACACACUCUAGUUGUUCAUCAGGUGGUCCUCACAUUGUAGAUGACUCCUGGUUGGUCAACUCAUCAGGUGGGCCACACAUGUAUGGAAAUGAUGGACAGUUAACAAAUUGUCAAUGGUUGACGUUUAAUGUAUAUGUGUGGUACGGGUGGUAAUAAGACCGGUCUUUUUCUUCUUUUUUUUUUUGAGCCAGGUCAUCUAUGUAGUGGGGCCCACCUGAUUCAUGGAUUGUAUGUUCCAAUAGUGCAAGUGGGGUUGAGUCGAACUUCUUAACUAAUCUCGGUUUCUUUGUUUGAGUUUGAUGCUGACAAUCAAUUUUUAUAUUUGUGGAGAGAAACACCAUACCCCAUAUUAUGGAGAGCACAUGGUUCAAGAAAGGCUAUAAGCCUGCUAAAUUCAAAAAGCUGAAGAAUGUCGAUUCGAGCGAUAUUGAUUUACUAUUUGGCACUUCAAAUGAUUGCACAGUAUCAGACCAAAAGGAAGAAAAGGACAGGAGGCCAUCAUUUUUGAACGCAUUCGAUAUUAUUUCACCAUCUGAAGGACUGAAUCUUUCUGGACUCUUUGAAAAAGAACAGGGUGUAAGACGAGAGAUGAGGUUCACUUUGAGAUGUUCAGCAUCUGAAAUCAUGGCGAAGAUGGAAGAAAGUGCGAAGCCACUAGGUUUUAGUGUCAAGAGGUGUGAUUACAAGGUGAAGAUGAGGCAAGAAGGACGUGACUUGGGUCGGAAAGGACAUCUCACUAUCUCUACAGAGGUUUUCGAAGUCUCGCCUUUGUUAUCCGUGGUCGAAAUGAAAAAAGCAAGAGGUGACACACUUGAGUUUGAUAGGGUCGAAGCAUUUAGUGCCAUUGGAAGAGCAAAAGUUGUACUCUUAGCCAUCGGGAGUGUAUCUACUGGAAGAGCAAUGGGUGAAAUCCCAAUCACCAGAAGUGCAACUAGAUCUUUUGUUAGUCAUUGAAGUGGCAAUGGUUCAUAUCGUAGAAGCAUUGUUUGAGGAUUUCCAAUCAGAUUUUCAAGGCAACAGAAGGACGAAAAAUGCAGUGGCCACUCAGCAGUUUCAAAUUCUACUCUUCCCCUGUUCAGCAGGUAGGCCCCACUGUGUAUCCUGCAUGGUCUGAAAUGAAAAGCGCAAAGUAGAAGGAAUUGACCAACAACGCAUAUCAACAUGUAUAUGCUCGCUGGCUACUAGACAAAUGAUGGCGCCGACUUGAUGAAUGGCUUAGAUCUUGCACCCACAUGCAUGUUGGCGGAUUCGAUGUCCAACUCUCACAGGGAGUCUUGGUAGGGUCAGGCAGGAAACAUUCGCCUGCUACAUGCCGAGGGGUCUCCUCCUGUCUCGAUUUUCAUGCAUCAUAAAUUCUAUUGUCAUGUAAAGAAAACCCAAAUUUAGAAAACAAUCCGAUCCAAUAAAAUCUUGUUUUUGGUGUGUUCUUCCUCAUAGCUUAAAAUCUGUAUUGAAUAAUCAUGGAAAUAAUCCAGUCAACUUGAAUCAGUUGUGG
Magnolia sinica is the source of this 1613-nucleotide messenger RNA. RefSeq names its product CBL-interacting serine/threonine-protein kinase 9-like. Gene Ontology annotation, biological process: signal transduction. The transcript is spliced from 7 exons. The record is from RefSeq and is a predicted model, not a curated record. Bases 470 to 1072 code for a protein of 200 amino acids. Lineage: Eukaryota; Viridiplantae; Streptophyta; Magnoliopsida; Magnoliales; Magnoliaceae.